AUGCCUCAACAGCCCUCUCGCGGCCCAUCUCCAAACACAGCCAUUGCUCUUUUGCUCCUGCUCUUCGUUGCCUUCUUCCCGGGCCUGUUCCACAGCAUCUGGACUCUGCCGUUCCGACUCCUGCCCGUUUUCCGCUCACCAUCUCAAGGGUACACCGGCACAGGCAGGAUGACUUGGUUCCAGAAGCAGUUUACUCUGCCGGCCAAGUCUCGCGGUUCCUACCUCAUAACCGACCAGGUAGUUGGUGCCCUUCCCGAGAUACGAGACUACAAAGUCGGGUUGUUGAAUUUAUUUGCGCAACAUACCAGUUGCGCGUUGAGCCUAAACGAGAACUGGGACGAGGAUGUGCGGGCUGAUAUGAGCGAUGCACUGGACCGUAUUGCUCCGGCAGAAGGCCCCAAGGGAGAGGCUUUAUACAGACACGACGCCGAGGGUCCGGAUGACAUGCCGGCUCAUAUCAAGUCAGCCUUGAUCGGCGCGAGCGUGACCAUCCCUAUCAAGGAUGGAAAGCUAGCUACUGGGACAUGGCAAGGCAUCUGGUACCUUGAGUUCCGUACUAGCAAGCACCAACGGCGUAUCAUGGCCACUAUUCAGGGGGAAAGAUCAUAG
Ustilaginoidea virens is the source of this 609-nucleotide messenger RNA. RefSeq lists its product as uncharacterized. Bases 1 to 609 code for a protein of 202 amino acids. The record is from RefSeq and is a predicted model, not a curated record. The transcript is spliced from 5 exons. NCBI's taxonomy places the organism in Eukaryota, Fungi, Ascomycota, Sordariomycetes, Hypocreales, Clavicipitaceae.